GUUAGGCCAUUUAUCACACCGGAGGUAGCUCUAGCCGCCCACCAUGCUCGUCUUCUCUACUCGCUUCGUUUGGUUUCUGGGAAAAUAAAAAUUUUCCUGGAAAUGUUAUGGAGGUAUUAUAGAUGGAGUUUCUUACAGUCAACCCCAAAUCGCCUCUUCUUCAUUGCACCAGUUCUGCCACUUCGUUUUCUCUCCUCGGCAGCGACGGUAUGUGCAACUAACCCAACUACCCAGUAUAAAAAAUUCCGUGAAAAUCAUCAACAUUUUCCCGAGAAAAAUAACAAGCUGUUUAUCACUCUCACUCAUCAGAUUGUACAUUCCACCUUACUGAACUGCACUUCUGAUUUGAUUGCAUUGAGCUUCUUUCUAUGGUGUGCUAAGCAACCCAAUUAUUUCCAUAAUACCACUGCGUUUGACCACAUGGUCGGUGUGGUUAACCGCCUUAUGCAACGGUAUGAGACAGUUGGAGGGGUUGUUUGGGGGUUAGAGAGUAUUGGGUGUGUUCCAAAGGCACAAACUUUUUUGCUUUUGUUGAGGAUUUAUUGGCGUGGAGGAAUGUAUGACAUGGUUUUUGAGGCUUUUGAGCAAAUGGGUUGCUCUGGUUUUGAGCCCAACACGUUUGCGCGUAAUGUAAUUAUGGAUAUAUUGUUCAAGAUUGGGCGUGUUGAUGUAGCCAUUAAGGUUUUUAAGGAGACCCAGUUGCCUAAUUUUUUGACAUUUAAUAUUGCAUUGUGUAAUUUUUGUAAGUUGAAUGAUUUGGUUCGUGUUCGGGAGAUUUUUACAAUGAUGUUGGGAAUGGGGUAUUACCCGAAUGUUGAGACAUUUGAGAUGAUUUUGAAUUAUUUUUGCAAGUUGGGUAUGUUAGUGGAGGCAUAUCAAGUGUUGGGUCGAAUGAUUAUUUUGGGCAUUCCAUUAUCUGUGAAUGCAUGGAGUAUACUUAUUGAUGGGUUUUGCCGGCUGCAUAGAAUUGAUAUUGCGUGUAGUCUAUUGGAGAAGAUGGGUAAGACUGGUUGUUCUCCAAAUAUUGUAACAUAUACUACUUUAAUAAAGGGGCUUAUGGAAUCAAAAAUGAUUGGUGAUGCAUUCCAUGUUUUAAAUAUCAUGAAAUCCAAAGGUUAUGCCCCUGACUUGGUUCUUUGUAAUGUAUUAAUAGACUGUUUCUCCAAGGUUGGAAGGUAUGAUGAUGCGGUUGAUGUUUUUGUAAAUUUAGAAACUCAAAAAAUGGCACCUGAUUCUUAUACAUUUUGUUCUUUGUUAUCUACCAUAUGUUUGUCUAAGAGGUUUUCUCUCUUGCCCAAAUUAGUCCAUGGACUUGUCAUAGAAGCAGACUUGGUGGUUUGUAAUGCACUGCUAAUUUAUUUUUGUAACGCGGGGUUUCCAAGUCUUGCUGUGGAGUUAUAUAGUGAUAUGCUUGAUAGAGGUUUUACGCCAGAUAAGUAUAGUUUUGUUGGAUUACUUAGUGGACUAUGUGGAGCGAGAAGAGUUGAUGAAGCAGUUAAUGUGUACUAUGGGAUCAUCAUGAAUUAUCCUGGUCAGGAUGCUUACAUCCAUACUGUAAUUACAGAUGGACUUGUAAAGGCUGGAAAAUUUUAUAAGGCCAUUAGAGUAUUUAGGAAAGCAGUUGUAGAGAAGCAUCCACUUGAUGCUGUAUCAUACACAGUUGCUAUCCGUGGACUUCUUAAGAGUGGUAGAUUUGGAGAGGCUUGCACCCUAUAUAACCAGAUGAAGGAGGUCAAUAUAACUCCCAAUGCACAUACAUAUAACGUAAUGCUCUAUAUCUUUUGUAGAGAAAGAGAUCUUAAAAUGGUGAUAGAGUUGCUACAAGAGAUGAUUGAUGCAAGGAUAGAACUCAGUUGUAAUAAUUACUUUAGGUUAUGUGAGUUCCUUUGUAGAUCCCACAAUUCUAAUUCAGCCGUUAAUCUCUUAAUUGAGAUGAGAGAUCUCGGGUUAAUACCAGCUAAUGCAAUCUGUGUGCCUUUAUCUGAAGAACAUGUCCAAGGUCUGAAAGUAGAUGUUGGGAGCUUAUUGUUAAAAGGAUAUUUGGAAAAUGAUCCGUUUGUGGGCACAUCUGGCUCUGAGGACCUUUCUGAUGUGGCUGCUUCAGUGGGUUGAGAUUCAUUUGAUCUUUUCUCCAUAGAUCAGAGAUUCUUCUGUAUUUUUGUCAGGCAUCGUGAAGGUUGUUUUUUGAUAAUUCAAUAAUUACAACAGUAGGGGAGGGGGGAUUCAAACACUGGAAUAAUGGAGAGCAGGCUAUGCCACUGAGCUACAAAGCUCUUGGCAGGUAUCUUGAAGCUAUUGAAGGAUGAGCUUGUAAGGAGGGUUAAGCUUUUGCCAGGAUAUAUCUUUUAAACACUAGGUUGAUGGAGAUGGUAGAAGUACCUCACCAAAGGAAUCUCACUGAAAAAUGCAAAAUUUCCAAUGUAAUCCCCCAGUAAGCUGCUUCUUCAAGUUUCUGAGCAGUGGUGCAGUGCUGCACUGCUGUUGGUGUCAUGUGUUGCUAAUGCCUGAUGUGCUCUACCACUGCUUCCACUAUUUUCUCACUCUCUUUGUAUCUGAUACCCAAUCUUUCUCACUCUGAUACCCAGAUGGGUUGAUGGGGUGCUUCAAUUCACCAUUCCUGCAGUAUAAUCUCAGGUUAAUUUUAGAAAAUUUGAUUUUUGUGGGCUAAAUUUUCUGGGUUUGUAGAACAUUUUCAAUUUAUCUCUAAAACCUCUUCUACUCUAUAUUUCAAUUCGACAAGCAUCUGGAUUCUUCUCAAACAUUUCAAGAAAGCCCAUGGCAAAUCUCUCUCUCUCUCUCCCUCUCAAUGUCAGUUAUGGCUUUUGUUCUGAAAUUAUGUCAUUAUGAAUCUGUUAUUUGCUUUUAUUUGCAGACUUGCUCACCAAGUUCUACAGCUGCAAACAGAAAGUUCAUCAUCACCAUGUACAGCUAUGUGGAAAUGUAUUUGAAGACUUGAAUGUGAAUUGAACUAGGCAAAAUGGUCUGUGAAAAGAGGUUCUAAUGGUGGCUAAUGAAGACUCUGAUGAAAACUUGAAGAUUUGAAUGGCUAGUUUCUAUACUUUAGGACUUGAAUGGCUGGCCUCUAAUACUUGAAGAAUUGAAGGAAGAGUUGAGUUCGAUUGAUGGUAACCAUGUUGAUGCAUUAUUGGUGUGUUUGUUGCAAAGUGAAUAACAGCUGGAAUAGCUUCUUUUUUUGAGAAUGAUAUUGUUUGUCGUCUUUGUUCAAUAAACUUUGUUCAUUCAUUUUAUUUUGUUUUAUUUAUUUUUUGGGGGGAGGAUAAGGGAAAUUGAAAGAUGAUUGAAUUGUUAGUAUGGAAGCCGGCAUGCUAAUCGACAAAACAUGAACGAUGUCGCGUAAGGGCUACGUUAUUUUUCUGAGAAAGGGUAAGCAAGUUCAUGGCAGUCUCUGUUGUGGUCAAUUCCAAAUGUUUGGCUUGAGAAUCGUGCAAGAUACUAAUGGGAUAUUGAGCGAGUCAAUAUUCUUCCAAACAGCGAGCAUAGAAUAGUCUCUCUUUCUCAACCACUGCAGUCUUGAAUACACUUCUUUCCUCAUUGCUCAAUCUCACAGAUAUUCAUCUUUCUUGAAAUUGAUUCCACGAAUCUGACAAUCUCUCCUUCACUCCACUUCCAGCUAAUCCUAGUGCAGCAAAUUUGGUCUAGCUAUGUGUCUCAACAACGUUUGCCACAUCAACCAUAGGCAACAACAUCAUUGCAUCAACAUCGGUGCCACACCACUAGACAACAUGGCCCAGGUGUCUCUUGACUCUCUUUCAUUCAUCUCUUAUUGCCCACUUGGAAACCAAGUUUACAUAACCCAAAAAAUUGGCUUAGAACAUUUUGCAUAGCCGAAGUCAAGGAUUCAAAUCUAAUCUGCACAGAAUGAGUACAAAUCGGAAAAUUAUUAGUUACUCUUAUACAUAUCGGAAAAUUAUUUCAUGAAAAUCCAAGAUUUUCUGCCCUUGAUGAUCAGGACCCAUUUGAUGAAAGUCCAAGAUUUUCAGCCUUUGAUGAUCAAGUCCCGUUUGAUGAAAAUCCAAGAUUUGCUCCCCUUGAUGAUCGUUCACAAUUCCAAUUCUUGGAUUCACAAGAAGGAACCAAGAAGAUGGGUCUGCAUUUGAUGACGGACUUAAUCUUAUUGAUGACACAUUCUCUGGUCUUUCUGAUAUUAGUCAGUAGCCACUGUCUUGUGUAGAUCUUCUGCUUGGUUCGUGGAUGGGAUUGUAUGCUGCUGACUUCUCUGAUUGUGCAUUUUUUUGAUUUACAAACACCCCUAGGGUAGAACUCCUGCCAACUUUAAGUCCAAUCAUUAUUUGAUAGAAUAGGACAGUAACUUGUAUUUUUCUUUUCUUUUUUUCAUUUUAAUUUAGUCUUCUUUGAAUUUGAAACAAAGUUGCUGUUUUUUUUAUAUGAAAGCAUCCUACAUAUGGACGUCUCUAGUUUCCAA
Molecule: messenger RNA, 4444 nt
Organism: Quercus robur (English oak)
Lineage: Eukaryota; Viridiplantae; Streptophyta; Magnoliopsida; Fagales; Fagaceae
Product: putative pentatricopeptide repeat-containing protein At1g16830
Exons: 4
Coding region: 103-2112 (669 amino acids)
Molecular function (GO): protein binding
Source: RefSeq, a predicted model, not a curated record